GGCCCCGCUCCAAGAUGGCGGUGCGGAAGAAGGACGGCGGCCCUAACGUGAAGUACUACGAGGCCUCGGACACCGUGAGCCAGUUCGACAACGUCCGGUUGUGGCUGGGCAAGAACUACAAGAAGUACAUCCAGGCCGAGCCCCCCACCAACAAGUCCCUGUCGAGCCUCGUGGUGCAGCUGCUGCAGUUCCAGGAGGAGGUGUUCGGGAAGCACGUCAGCAACGCGCCGCUCACCAAGCUCCCGAUCAAAUGCUUCCUGGACUUCAAGGCGGGGGGGUCCCUGUGCCACAUCCUGGCCGCUGCCUACAAGUUCAAGAGUGACCAAGGCUGGCGGCGUUUCGAUUUCCAGAACCCGUCGCGCAUGGACCGGAACGUGGAGAUGUUCAUGACCAUCGAGAAGAGCCUGGUGCAG
This is a messenger RNA of Neopsephotus bourkii (Bourke's parrot), 413 nucleotides long. RefSeq names its product SWI/SNF related, matrix associated, actin dependent regulator of chromatin subfamily c member 2 (gene SMARCC2). NCBI's taxonomy places the organism in Eukaryota, Metazoa, Chordata, Aves, Psittaciformes, Psittacidae. The transcript is spliced from 4 exons. The record is from RefSeq and is a predicted model, not a curated record. The annotation marks the transcript as partial.